GAGAGGAGCGGCGCUGCCGUUUGAAAGACGUUUACAGGAGACGGGCAGGAAGAGUGAGAGUCAGGGGGAGCGGAUAUGUUUACUGUAUAGGGAUUUUACGGGUUUAUACGGGUUUAAUUCGGUUUCUGGACAGUUUUAGAGGCUGGACUUCGGUGGUGUGAAAAUGUUGGAUAGGUAGAAUUAGAGAGAACUGCUUUUAAACCGCUCAUUUUAUUCCUAACAACAGUAACGGUAGGUAGCUUAGUUAGCCAAGUUAGCUAAGCUAACUAACAGUGGGUCAACGAACAGAAGCGUAACUCUGAGGUAAUUAGCCUGAUAGCUAGCUUAGUUUGUUGGCUAGGUUUGCUAUUACAGUAUUUUAUUUUCAGGCGCACUCUGAGUUGAGUUUAUUUUACCUCAUUUUUGAAUGUCUGAAGUUUUUAAUUUAGGCUAAGAACAUCGCGCGGACCAAGCUAAUAGAACCUCUUUAGCUAGCUUAAAAAGAAAACCUAGCUAACGCUAGCUAGCUAGCUAAUUGUUUAUUGACCCGACUGCUGUUCCCUGAGCGGCUGUAUCUGUAGCUACUGUGGAACCGUCUGUCCCCAUUCAGCUCCAUUGUUUUAGGGUAAAGUUAUUCCUGGUCAGUUCUCACGGACUGAGGAACUUCUGUAGCUAAGUUUACUAACUAAAGCAGAAUGAAAACGGUGGAGAGAAACGUGGUGCGCCUGGCUGUGGUGCAGCACCUCCGUGCAACCUAUGGAAUAAAAAUUAAAAACUGGAAUAAAAGCAAAACGAGCAGCAGCAGCAAGCUGACAGCAGGCAACUCGAUAAAGGUCUUUGGAGUUGCUUUAGAAAGUCUGCCACAUUGUCAUGUGCUAGACUAUGGAGAUAUACCCUGCUUCCUUGUGGAUGCCUGUACAUGCCUUAUGUCUCAUUUGGACACAGAGGGCCUGUUCAGAAAAUCUGGUUCCAUUGUUAGAGUGAAGGCGAUUCGGGCUAAGUUGGAUCAGGCUGAGGAGUGUCUGUCCACUGCCCUCCCACUGGACAUCGCUGGGCUUCUGAAACAGUUUUUCCGGGAGCUGCCUGAGCCAAUCCUGCCCACAGACCUGCAGAGUGCCUUUCUAAAAGCCCAGGAGCUGCCCACCUCCGAGGAGAGAACAUCGGCCAUCAUCCUGCUGUCCUGUGUACUGCCUCAUGGCAAUGUCAACAUUCUGCGCUACUUUUUCAGCUUUCUGAACAGAGUCUCUCAGAGGUGUGGGGAAAACAAGAUGGACAGUGGCAACCUUUCUGUUAUCUUUGCUCCAAACCUCCUCCACUGUGGAGAUGGGACAGAGAAGAUGAGCACGAGUACAGAGAAGAAACUAAAACUUCAAGCUGCCGUGGUGCAGUGCCUUAUUGAUAAUGCUGAAGACUUGGGUGUGGUACCAGAGUUCCUCAUCGCCAAAGUUCCAGCCAUGCUGGGAUGUGAGUCUGGAGUAUUUUCCCCAGCGGAUGCUGCGGAGGAUGGAAAUACACCUUCAGGGGUGAAAAGAUGCAGGCGCAGUUUUGGAGAUGUUGUAAACGGCGCUCUGAGUAUAUUAAAAACUAGUAGAACUCCCUCUCGUACACCUCAGUCUGACGGAGCAGUUUUUUCCACUGACACGCCAGUUAUCAUAACGCCCAAGCGCAAACUUCCCAUGGAGUCGGGGCAGAGUUACGGAUUCUCCAACAAGAAGCGGAGGUCUCUUAAGAAGAAUCUCGGUCUGGAGCUGUUUCCCAAUCCUCUGUUUGGAGGAGGUUCCACACCUGGAUCAGUGCACAGUGCCUCAGGAACCCUGGACUCCUCUCGGAGUGGAAUAUCCUCUGUGGGGAGAAUCAGUCGACUGUCUGCAAGCUCUUCAAGAAGAAGGAGCAAAAGACUGAGCCACAGAAAUGUUAAUCGAGUGGAAUCUGGGAAAGCCGGCUGCUUUUCUCCAAGAGUGACAAAAAAAGAGGCGACCAGAAAGUCUUUGCGUCUGCGCUUUAGCCUCGGGAAGCCCAGUCGAGAUUGUAGUGUCUUAUCACAUUCUCAGCCGGUGCCAAAGGGGUCAGAGGCCAUCGGUUGGCGUCUAGCAACACAAGAGAGCGUCACCACUUUUCACUUCACCAAAGAUGCUGCAUUUAGUCCGGCUGUUUUGAGAAACGGCACUUCAACAGGCUCAAAGUACAUCAGUAAGUCUGAAGACAACCUGCUGACCCCAUGUCCCUCUAUGGAGCCGGGGACCUCUUUUUGCAGGAAGGAGACUCCAGAUAGCGGAACACAGAUCUACACGGGGAGCUCUUUCUCCGACACGCCAAUGAGCUCCUGCCUCAAAUCCGCCUACCGCUCAGAACCGAUCAUUGUCGUCACCAAACCACCUACAGUCGGUAACCUUCCAAAGAGCCUGUGCUGUGCUACCAGCUCUGAGAGCCUGGCGAGUUCUGAGUCCUGCACUGAGGAGCAGCGCUUUCAUACGGGUCCUACUCUUCUGAGAAUUAAAGGAGAUGUUGAUGAGUCUGUAGGUGUUUUUCAUACGUCUGAUGGUGAUCAAACAGAGGAGGAGCCUAAAGAGAAAGUAGAUGAAAAUGCUAAUGAUACUGUUGCUUCUUCUGAGCCUUGUGUACCUUUGGAAAAUACACCUAUAUCCACCGUACGUAAAACACAGCGCUUAGCAGAUGAUCCUGAUGUCACCUUUGGACAGAUUGAGAUAGUUCCCUUGUCUCCUUUGCACAUAGACAGUGCUCUGUUUGAGACGUAUGAAGCAGGAAGUUCUGCAUCUCUGAAAAACACCAGUGUUGAAAGUGUUGAGCAGGAAAGCAGCUCCUUGAUUCAAGACAACUCAACAAGUUCUGAAAACUGCAGCAGCAGCCGCCUGAUCGACGCUCUGGACAUCCAAAGUCCUGUGGUUUUUAGACUCAACAGCUCCAUCACGGUUCAGUCUACACCCUUUACUGCAAGAGAGCAAAUAAGAGAACUCAACAGCUCGCAGAUACCAGAGUUUAAAGAGCCGUCGCUUGCAGAAACAUCUGAAUCUUCAAGUGAAGACAAACCGCAAGAACCUCCUCCUCUAUGUCCGGCUCAAAUCCGCCACAUGAAAGUGGCUGAUCAUAUCCAGCGCUUUAACAUGAUGACUCUAAAAUCGCCUAAAAACAGAGCGUCACGGUCUCCCUUGAAGUUCCAGCGCACUCCAGUUCGGCAGUCAGUCAGGAGGAUCAACUCUCUGCUGGGUCAGAGGAAGGAGAACCGCUCUGGAUGGUGCGCCACCAGUCGAGGACCUUCAGUCAUGAAGUCUUUGAGUUUAGAAUGUGGUCUGUCCACUGGAGCCACGACUCAACAAAGUAAAGUUCAUGAUCAAGAUCAAAAUCAAGGCAUUGUGGCAUCUUCUGGACAGAAUGUGGUUAAAGAUGUUGUUGAUGAGGCUGUCGCAGCUGCUGUUCACCAAAAACUAAUGACCCCCAACAAGUCCACUGUGAGGCACUGUGCCCUGGGAGAUGUGACCAAUACCAUGGCAAAGGCUCAACCAAGAGCAAAAGCUGAUGCCCACCAUACUAAAAGCGCUCAGGCAGAAUUUCCAAAGCCUCUCCUGCUUCAAACAUCUGACAGAGACACAAGUCACUACAGGGGUUCACCCAGAAACCCACUGACGCAGGGGAAACUGCUCUCAGCUACCAAACCUGUAGACCUUUAAGACGUUAAGAUGUUAAGGUGUUUGUCUAAGACUGCGGUGCUUCACAAAUCUGUGAGCUUUUACUUUUUCUGCACUAUUUACAGACAGAUUGGUGCCUUCAGCUUUUGCCUUCGCAGCUCAAACUUAUAUUUCCAGUUAAUCUCAUCUAUUCUUAAUUUAUUUCGUGACGAGUUUAGAGAUUUGGUAGAGAGUUCUUGGUUGAUGGUUGACGAUUGAUGGUUGUUUGUUUAAGGGUAGAGACUAGGAUUUUAUUCACAUUUAUAAACAAAAAUAUAUAUAUAAGUUCAGUCCUAGUCAUGACGUCAGUUCUUAGGCUAACAAGACAGAGGAGGGGGGGGGGGGGGACUAAAAAUGAUUUAAAACGGUGAGCUUUUCAAGACCUAGCUUGUGCUUCAUGCAUUUUUGCAUUUUCUUGUUCUCUUUUUUUUGCAAGGUGAAAUUCACUUUUUUUUUCCUUCCUCUUAUUGUUGUUCUUAAUUCCUGCUGUUUUAAAGAUUUAAGCCAUUUUUUUCAUACUAAUUGAGCAGAGGCUAUGCUCAGUUGUCGUUCCAUUGUAUUGAGUCUAGGAAUUGAGAAUUUAAUUCUUGUAUAAUGUGAAGGAGGGUAUCGUCGCUGUACAAUAAUAAUAAUAAUAAAAAUGAAACCUUAUCUCUAAAAUUGAAAGCUUUUAAAAAAUGUAAGUUAAUGUAUAAUAACUAAUACAUUUUUAAAAAUUAAAUUAAUUUUAUUAAUUUACCCAACCCACUUAUUAGGACUCCCCCUAUCACUAGUGAUGCUCCCCAACACCGGAAGAGUGAAGACUAGCACAUGCCUCCUCCAAUACAUGUGAAGUCAGACCCCACCUCUUUUUGAGCAUUACUGAGGAAAGGACACUAGGAGGAAAGCGCAGCGACUCGGUUCUGAUACAUCAGCUCACAGAUGCAGCCUCGUGCUGAUCCACAUCACCCUAGAAGUGAUGAGGGGAGAGAGAGAGCACCAUCUACUGUACUGUACCCACCCAGAGAGAGCAAGACCAACUGUGUGCUCUCUCAGGGCUCUGGCAGCUGAUGGCAAGCUGCAUGAACGGGAUUUGUACCAGUGAUCUCCCGAUCGUAGAUAGAUAGAUCACUCUAAGGUAAUUUAAAGUAAUUUUAGUGCAUUUUUAUUGGGUCAUUCAUCCAGAAUUUUAGAUUUAUUUGCAGUGUACAAAAUAAGGAACAGGGUUCAUAUGAUUUAAAAAAACUAAAAGCAGACAAACAUUUAUUUAUUUUUGUUUAUUAUUGUUAUUGGACAGCAGCGAUUUCCCUUAAAAUGAAGUUUGCAAGUAAAAGCUGGAAGUUAGCAAGUGUGAGUGUGAUCGCAGAAAAGUGUAAAGAGUGACUGAUCUUCGUUUGCUGUGCUUGUGAGGAUGAGGAGGAGGAGGAUGACGAUGUGGAUGUUUGUCUUAAUGACCUGGAUGGAAGGACAUAUUUUACAUAUCAGACUUAUUUACCUUCUAUUUAUUUUCUGUAUUUUCUGAGCUUAAUGGUUAAAGUCUUACACAGUAAUGAACCUUAAUGAAAACUUGUGUAAAAAAACAAAUACUGAUGUACCUCAUGAGGUGUUGUAAGAAUGAAACAGUAUUACAAAUUUUAAUAUUUGAUCUGUCUUAAAAUCCUAAAAUUGUGAGUAUGCUAUGUUUAUGAAUAUGUCUCAGAGAUUUGUUUGAGAAUAAAAAGUUCAUAAAAGCUACUUUUAAUCCAAA
Astyanax mexicanus (Mexican tetra) is the source of this 5388-nucleotide messenger RNA. It is a transcript of the gene arhgap11a, whose product is annotated as Rho GTPase activating protein 11A. The coding region runs from base 675 to 3665 and encodes 996 amino acids. The transcript is spliced from 12 exons. Lineage: Eukaryota; Metazoa; Chordata; Actinopteri; Characiformes; Acestrorhamphidae. Gene Ontology annotation, biological process: signal transduction. The record is from RefSeq and is a predicted model, not a curated record.